This is a messenger RNA of Apiotrichum porosum, 1272 nucleotides long. It is a transcript of the gene YEA4, whose product is annotated as golgi uridine diphosphate-N- acetylglucosamine transporter. Gene Ontology annotation, cellular component: endoplasmic reticulum membrane; Golgi membrane. The record is from RefSeq and is a predicted model, not a curated record. The transcript is spliced from 6 exons. Gene Ontology annotation, molecular function: UDP-N-acetylglucosamine transmembrane transporter activity. NCBI's taxonomy places the organism in Eukaryota, Fungi, Basidiomycota, Tremellomycetes, Trichosporonales, Trichosporonaceae. The coding region runs from base 1 to 1272 and encodes 423 amino acids. Gene Ontology annotation, biological process: transmembrane transport.
AUGCCCGACCGCGCGUUCCUCAGUGCGCUCACCGAGUCGGCAGCUGGCGAGUGGGCGGCAAUCUUGAGCUUGGUGUUUGGCGGGUGCUGCUCGAAUGUAUGGGCACUCGAGGCUGUCCUCAAGACGUAUCCCUCUAGUGGUACAUUCCUCACAUUUGCCCAAUUCAUCUACGUGGCCGUCCAGACCGUCUGGACACAGUUCUACUUCAUCCCGGGAUCGCGCUUGCCACGGUGGAGGAAGAAUGUCGUGCCCCUGAGCCGGUGGAUGGUGCAGGUCGUCUUGUUCUUCGCUGUCAGCUUUAUGAACAAUUACGCGUUCGGCCUCAAGAUCCCUGUGACUGUUCACAUCAUUUUCCGAUCGGGAGGUCUCUGCGUGUCCAUGCUCGUAGGCUACUUUGCAGGCGGCAAGCGCUACUCCACCGGUCAAAUAUUUGCCGGUACCAUUAUCACGGCAGGCAUCGUUAUGGCCACAAUCUCAGCUCCUCGUCCCCGCAAAGCGCCAACUCCUGCUGCGACUACUGUUGCGAGUGACGAGUUCUUGCCCGAGAACGUGCAAUAUAUCGCUGGCAUUGGCCUGCUCGCGCUCGCACUGUUACUCUCCGCAUGGCUGGGGUUGUGGCAGGAGGCGACGUAUAAGCAGUACGGAAAACAGUGGCGCGAGGCACUGUUCUAUUGUCACGUCCUUUCUCUCCCCUUCUUCCUCCCCAUGUCGGGCACAAUCUCCCGUACUUUUGACGCGUACAUGGCCUCGGCACCAGUCACUCUGGCCACGAUCCCUACACCCGACAUGGCCCUCUUGUCCACAACGACUUUCUCCCAGUUGUCAAGGCUGGCAUGGCCUAUCGACGAUGCCAAGCGUCAUUUGAUCCAGUGGCGCCAACUGGCUGUGCCCGGAGCCAUCUUGGCCCUGCUUGUCAACGUCAUCACCCAAGGCCUGUGUAUUCGCGGUGUCAACCGUCUCACAACGCGCGUCUCGUCCACCACUGUCAACCUCAUCCUCACGCUCCGCAAGGCCGCGUCGCUGGCCAUCUCGGUGUGGUUUUAUGGCUCGGGCGUGAGCUGGGGUCUGGUUAUUGGUGGCGCCAUGGUGUUGGGUGGCACGCUGGUGUACUCUGUUGCGCCGCCACCAAAGGUCAUCGACGGCAAGGUCGACGAGAAGAAGGUCGACGACGAAAAGGGCAAUGGCGGCAGCGAAAAUGCGACGGACGCGGCCGGGUCAAGUACCGCCGUCGACCAUUCAAGCACGAACGGCAAUGGCAUGCGCCAACGGUAA